AUGAAAGGAACAGGCACCCUUUUCAUGAGCAACAGACCAAGCUGGACACCCAGCACCGCACAGGCAAUCUACGGCACUUAUGGAAACCUCACCGAUAUCUCAACAAUGUUCGAAUCCAUGGCAUCCUCAUUAACACUGAACGCGCGAUCAAAAGUCUGCUCGGCGUCAGUGAAUGGAACAACAUGGACCGCGCAAUCAUCCAACCAUGUGCGUGCGCUGGUCACGCUCAGCUUGGUGUUUUUGGCUAUCACUGUGGUUCAUACGAGAAAUCAAUAUAUAUGGAAAUCCAGUCCGCUGGCUUUGUUGUUCUCGGGUCUAUCGGUUGAUAGUUCCGGGCCGUUGAAGACGAGUCCGACGCUUAGGAGUAUGGAGGAUACGUCGAGGAAAAUGGAGGUUUGGUUGGAGAGUUCGGCGGAAGGAAUCAGAUUGAAAGCUGUUCCUUCUUGA
This is a messenger RNA of Penicillium maclennaniae, 447 nucleotides long. RefSeq lists its product as uncharacterized. The coding region runs from base 1 to 447 and encodes 148 amino acids. The record is from RefSeq and is a predicted model, not a curated record. Lineage: Eukaryota; Fungi; Ascomycota; Eurotiomycetes; Eurotiales; Aspergillaceae. The transcript has 2 exons.